GGUUACAAUCACUAGUUGCGUGAUGUGUCAAUCAUUACACCAUACUUGUUUUUCUUCCACGAGUAAUAUCUUAUCAUAUUUCUUAGAAGAACAGUGAAUAUCAGUACAUUGCAGGCACUCUAGGUUGAAGUAUAUCUCAAUUGAUAUAUAUAAUAUAGAGAUGUCUCAGGGAGUCACAAUUUCAACAACGCUGAACGAGGUGGAGUCCAUUAGCCCUGAUGCAGCUCUUUGGGUGCAAAAUUGGGAGGCAAAAAAGUGGUCUGAUGUUGACACAAAUGGUGUUUCUGGGGGUAUCUUUAUUGAUGAUCCUGUGAUUUUGUCUCUACCAAAUGGAAAGGUUCAUGCAUUUGCCACCGGUACCGAUUACAAUCUGAAUCACAAAUGGUACAGUCAAUCAACAGGAUGGUCAAGUUGGGUCUCCACCGGAAGACAGACUUUUUCUCCUCCUGUUGUCACACAUUAUGGCGCUGCCACUGCCAAUACAUUCGCUGUCUUAAUUUUGGGAUUAGAUCAUCUCCCGUACGGAGGGAUUAGUACUUCUGAUACCGCUUUCACCUGGACAGCUAUUGGUGACGGGGCUAAGAAGUUACGACAUAACUCUCUAGUAGCCUUAGAUCGAAGCUACGACCAAUCCAUGUCCAUUGUCGGCGUUGAGCUUACUACAGGACAGCUUUUCCACACAUGGACUAACGUAGGUACCUGGGCGACCACUUGGGAAACGUGGACUGGAGUUAGCUAUUGCUUGAGUAAACCCACUAUUGUGUGUUCCAAAGCAUCAUGUAUCGAUAUCUUCGUGUUUGCAGCAGAUCGCGGUUUAUGGCAAUUACCCCACCGACCUGGCACUGGGUGGGGAACUUGGAAGAAUCUUUACGGCUUAUAUUUAUACGAUCCUACCUCUAUCUCGGUAUCUCCUGGCCGAGUUGAUGUCUUUGGAAUCGGUAGUGAUGGGAAAAUUUAUCAAAAUACUUCGACUGCGAGUGGGAAUGAGGUUGCAAUUUUUACACAGAAAUGCAUCGGUGCCCCUUCUGGUUCAUCUCCGAAGGCACAAGUCACAUCACCUGGUGUGUUUUCGGUGACUACUAGGAAAUCAAAGGGUGUUUACCAACAGAUUGUGCAAGUAACUAUGAGCCAUCUUGGAACUUUCUUACUGACUUUUAUAGUUACGAGUCUUCUACCGGCGUAUGGGUACCCCAAGGUGGCGUGACGGAAAUAACCCCAUCUAAUUGAAGGGAUCAUGACCGAUAUCAGGAUGAGAAGCGAAUCAUGUGACAUGACACUAGAUCCAGAAGCGUCGAACGAUACUAAAAUGUCUCACGGUGGUUUCAUGAUGGCUUUAUGUGAUUGUCAGCAAUCGAUUUUUAAUGAACACUCUUUCUAAGAACUUGAACUACUGUAGUGUUUGAAAAUUGGCUCUCGGCAAUAGGUCAGAGCAGGUAUAAGCUUUUAGAAAAAUCAGAGAUAGCCUAGCGUUUUCCUACAUCCCAUGAUUGUCUCAUAGACCUCCUUGAGAAGCUCUUGCGUGAAUUUUCCAUCGAACUGUCCCA
Molecule: messenger RNA, 1544 nt
Organism: Botrytis cinerea B05.10
Lineage: Eukaryota; Fungi; Ascomycota; Leotiomycetes; Helotiales; Sclerotiniaceae
Exons: 10
Coding region: 161-1204 (347 amino acids)
Source: RefSeq, a predicted model, not a curated record